Bipolaris maydis ATCC 48331 is the source of this 1096-nucleotide messenger RNA. RefSeq names its product acyl-coenzyme A:6-aminopenicillanic acid acyl-transferase-domain-containing protein. Lineage: Eukaryota; Fungi; Ascomycota; Dothideomycetes; Pleosporales; Pleosporaceae. The record is from RefSeq and is a predicted model, not a curated record.
GUCAAUGUGUGAUUGUGCAGACUGCUGCGUCAAUUUGCUUCUAACCUAGGAGUUCUAGGCUGAUUUCCACGCCAUGUUCGUCGAGUGUGAAGGAACGCCGUACCAAAUCGGCUAUCAGCAUGGCCAAGCUGCCAAAUUACAGAUCAAUCGGACCAUUGAGUUUUAUGCAUGUCUGUUCCUGAAAAAUUGCAAGCAAAGAUGGCCACAGGUGCUAGAGCACGCCUCGGUAUUUGAGCAGCGAGCUAAAGCGCAAUGGCCCAUGUUUCACCAAGAGAUGCAGGGCAUUGCUGAUGGCUCCGGACGCGAUUUAUUAGACAUUGUGGCGUUAAAUGUCAGGACUGAGAUCAACUUUGGAUUGUUCAGCGAUGGAUGCACAGCGCUCUCAUGGCAUACCAGUGACCAUGCAUGGUUGGCGCAAAAUUGGGAUUGGAUGACGGAGCAGAAACAAAACCUCAUCAUUACCAAGAUAACUCAAGCCAACAAGCCCACAAUAGUCCAGGUCACCGAGGCAGGCAUCAUCGGAAAGAUUGGCUUCAAUAGCUGCGGCGUGGGCACUCUAUUCAACGCGAUAAAGGUAUACGGUGUAAAUUCUACUCGAAUGCCUGCCCACUUCGGCCUGCGCAUGGCCUUAGAGAGCAAAUCCGUGGAUGAAGCAGUCCAGGCCCUAGAAAAUUUCGGAAUGGCAUCUUCAGCCCACAUCCUCAUAGCCGACGCAAAGACAGCCGUUGGAGUGGAGUUUACCAAGAGUACAUUUGCUCGCUUGUCGCCAGACUCGACUGGAAAAAUCGUUCAUACGAACCAUCUCCUUCUUGAACACUCGGGCGAAACCGAUACAGUGUGGCUAAAAGAUUCGUUGACUCGGCUUCAAACCAUGACUGAAAAUGCUAGGGCUCUAGGCGAAGACCCCAACUGGGAACAAGUGGGUCAUUUGUUUGAAGAUGAGCAAAAUAAACCGGGUUCAAUAUGCAGGGUGGAGACAGAAGAGACUGGGAGCGGGACGCUUUUUAACAUUGUGAUGGAUUUAAAGCAUAAGAAAGCGGUCGUCAGGAUGGGUAGGCCAACAGAGGUAGAGGAGACGAUCAAUCUGGAACUCUGA